This is a messenger RNA of Aspergillus nidulans FGSC A4, 1482 nucleotides long. Its product is annotated as protein CYP672A1. The transcript has 7 exons. Gene Ontology annotation, molecular function: iron ion binding; monooxygenase activity; oxidoreductase activity, acting on paired donors, with incorporation or reduction of molecular oxygen. NCBI's taxonomy places the organism in Eukaryota, Fungi, Ascomycota, Eurotiomycetes, Eurotiales, Aspergillaceae. The coding region runs from base 1 to 1482 and encodes 493 amino acids. The record is from RefSeq and is a predicted model, not a curated record.
AUGUCGCUCGUUAUGGCCGUGCCACAUGCCUUUUCUGUUAGUGAUUUUGGAGAUAUUCCCACUGUCCUUGUCUCAGCAUUGAGCUUUAUCCUCGUAUCUGUUUGGAUCAAGACAUCGAUUGACAUAUCCCAGCUCGAGACAAAACUUGGCUUUCUCUCUGGACGCAGCGCCUACAAGUUCAACUCCCUGCACAAGAAAUAUGGCAAGAUCGUCCGCUUCGCCCCGAACCAACUCUCCUUCAACACGAUUAAGGGUAUGCGCAAUAUCUACGGCGCAGGGCUUGGGAAGAGUAACACCUUCCUGAAAACAGGCUUCUACAAAGCCAUCUCCCGCCGAAACAUUUUCACAGCCACCGACCCGUACUACCAUGCCACCGUCCGCAAGCUCUUCAGUCCAUCGUUGAGUCCGGGGUGCAUGGCUGCGCACGAACCCGUGAUCAAGGGGUGCAUUGCGCGGUUCCAUGCCCUGGUCAAGCAGAGGAUGCAGAGUCAAAAAGCGAUCAGUCUGAACGAUCUGUACUACUCGCUGUCUGUGGAUAUGGUCUCUGAAGUCCUCCUGGGCAAGUCGCUCGGCUGCAUUGAGCGUGGCCGGCCGUUUUUCUGGACGGAGCAGCUCCCACGCAUCUUCUACUGGGCCACUAUUCGAGACCAGUUCAAGGGGUCUGGAGUCCCCACGUUGAUCAAGUGGAUGCUGCGCCAGAUCCUGCGCAAGGGAAUCCGGCAGAGGAGUGAGGAGGCAAGAAUGCGUCUGAUCAGAGAACAGCUCAAAGCAACCCACACACGCCGCGAUGUAAUGGUUGAAGUCCUGGAGCGUGCCGAUUCAAGCACUCUGCCCGAGGACGAAAUCGCAGAAAACUUCUCUGCCAUCAUGCUGGCUGGGUUCCAUACGACUUCGCACGCCAUUUGCGCCACCAUCUGGCUGGUGCUCUCGCAUCCAGAGACGCGUGAGCGUCUCCAGAACGAGCUGCGCACGGCCUUUCAGUCCACCGAUGAGAUAUCUUUAGACGUCCUCGCCAAACUCCCCUGGUUGAACGCGGUCAUCACGGAGGCACUGAGGGUCUACCCGCCUGUUCCGCUUGGAGGAGCGCGCAUCUCGCCUGGUGCUUAUGUUGACGGGUUUGUUGCCUUUCUGACGGGUCCGCAGGUUGAGGUGUCGACCUCCCUCUACGCCCUGCACCACAACGGCGAGUACUUCAAAAACCCUUACAAAUUUGCCCCUGAGCGCUGGGUCAACCCCGAGUCUACGGAUCGCAAGGAGGCCGUGCAGCCAUUCUUGCUUGGAAGCCGGUCUUGCAUUGCGAAAUACUUCGCCCAGCAAAUGCUCCUUCUCACUUUGGCCUCCUUUUUUGUCGAGUUUGACGGACAGUAUGUCGGCAAGGUGAAGGACUGGACUACUGAGAGCCGCUGCUACGCUUUCUGGGAACUUCCUGAACUGAAGGUUCAGCUCCAGGAGAGGUUCGCAUCCGCUGAAGUUUCAGAGUAA